Molecule: messenger RNA, 960 nt
Organism: Diplodia corticola
Lineage: Eukaryota; Fungi; Ascomycota; Dothideomycetes; Botryosphaeriales; Botryosphaeriaceae
Product: f-box domain cyclin-like protein
Exons: 1
Coding region: 1-960 (319 amino acids)
Molecular function (GO): protein binding
Source: RefSeq, a predicted model, not a curated record
AUGGCUCCCAAUCUAGACCGCGCUUCCACUCCCACCAGCGGGGCUCCUAGACCCAGCUUGGCCAAAAUCGAUACUUCUUCCCACAUCAACGAUGACUCGAGAAACCCUUCGCCCACGUCGGAAUUUUCCUUUACCUUUUCCAUCUUCGAACGGACAGCCAGCGAUGGCGAGCGCACGCCCACCGGCCUCACCCGGAUCGACGUCAUCUCCAACCACUCCCGCGGCGAAUCCUUCAGCAUCUCCUCUCCAACCUCGGACUUCUCGUUCCGCUUCUCCAGCAUGGACCCGCCGCCGGCGCCGCAGCGGCGACGCGAGACGGUGACGUCGUCGACGCGUCGGCACAAGCGGCGCGCCACCGGCCUCACCAGCAUCAGCACCACGUCGUCGGCAGCGGCGGCAAUGGACCCGUUCGGCAGCAGCAGCGGCAGCAGCCGCACGACGGCGGCCAACAGCCGGGUGGCGUCGCCGUCGCGGUCGUCGUCCAUCUUCUCGUACCGCGUCUUCACGCCGGCGCAGGCCGAGUUCUUCCCGCUGCGCCGCAUGAGCAGCGUCGUGUCGCCGGGCAGCCUGCUGGAGCGGCUGCCGGCGGAGCUGCACCUGGAGCUGGUCGGCCACCUGGGCGCGUGCGAGGCCCGCACGCUGCGCCUCGUGUCCAAGUACUGGCGCGCCGUCGUGUCGCAGUGGUACAAGCGCGACGCGCUGUCGGUCCGCCUGCCGCUCGACGUGCAGCUGCGCAUCGGCGGCUACCUCGACGUCGAGAGCCUCAUCGCCAUGCGCGCCACGUCGCGGUACUGGCGGGAGGUCGUCAAGAAGCACGGCAAGGACCCGGCCGUCGUGCAUUCGACCCGGAGCGCGCUGCUGUGCACGUAUGACGAGUGUCUCGGGAGGGGCACCAGCAUGUAUUGGCGGCUGUGGAUUCGCAUCCUGAGGACCAUCCAGAGGGAGAAUGCGUGGGUGUGA